CGCAUACGUGACAGUUUACAUACUUAGCUUAUCUUGCUUUAAUGUUUAUGAACUACAUUAAUAUACAGCCUGAGAAUGAAGAAGUGCGGAAUGCUCUCCACGACUUACAACAAAACUGCUUCGUUGGCAUCUGCGAUCCAGCGGAAAUCUUCAAAAGGCAAAAAGUCAGGCUACAGCAUGUCGACGUUCUACGCAAGUUUUAUUAUUCCAACGCUGCCCUCAAUGAACACCGUCACCGCGAAAUUGCUACAAGUCGUUUUUAUACGCAACUUGCGACAAAGGAACGCCAAUACAUCAGAAGCAUAACUUCCAAAAAGCUAGGAAUCCCAUUUAGAAACCUGCGUCCUGUCAUGUGUGUUGGCCUUGCCGGCACAGGCGUAGGCUCCCAUCAACGUGGGCGACCUCGGCGCGGCGGCCGCAAGAUGCGCAAUGAACAUAGAGUUUGUUGUCCGGUGGUAUUGCAGGAUGAAUAUCGAACUAGUCAAACCUGUCUCUUCUGCUUUUGUCCACUGGUGAUGGCAACGGCAACCAAGGCUACAAAAAACGGUAAAAUCAAGACAGUGAAGGUCCUUGGCGCUCUCCAAUGUGUCAACCCGGAUUGCCCUGCGGUGCGUGUCGGGUACACUACCUUUAGUCAUGAUUCUCUCUCGAGUACGGCCAUGAUCAUCGCUGCUGUUACCCAGUUAUUCUCCCCUACCAAGUCACCUCUUCCCCCUUUCGAUCCUACCAGCCCAACACAAGCAAGUUUUACAUUUUCACCUGCCUUUUUGCAUCAUCCAUCAUAUCAUCUUUAGAAAUGGUGCGCUUGUUGCUUCCAUGGUUUUUCCUGGACCUGUUUAUUGCGCGCUCCCCUUCUUCCCCCAAACAUCGUUUGAGUGCCAAUAAAUUGAUGACGUCGAUUCCAAUAUUUUUUUCAUAUUGCGCGCCCUGGAAGAGCGACCCGUCCAACCCCCUUUCCCUAUAUACACA
Molecule: messenger RNA, 969 nt
Organism: Zychaea mexicana
Lineage: Eukaryota; Fungi; Mucoromycota; Mucoromycetes; Mucorales; Lichtheimiaceae
Exons: 1
Coding region: 42-794 (250 amino acids)
Source: RefSeq, a predicted model, not a curated record